GCGGAGGAUCCAGCUGGUGCCCGGCGUGGGACCGGCCCCGCUCGUCCGCCAGGGCUCGGGCGGGGGAGGCCCCCGGGACGCCGCACCCUUAUUGCGCGGUCGCGCCUGAAUGGCGCCAUCCCUGUGGACUGGCCACACGUGCAAACCGUCCCUGCAGGAUUCGCGCUCCGGCCACACGGGCGAUGUUGUUAAAAACGACUCUUCUGCUAUAAAUGGAGCCGACCCGCUGUGAAUGAACAGAGUAUUUGCCAAGCCCGGGCUUCAGUUAUGGUCUAUGACGAUACCAGUAAGAAAUGGGUGCCAAUAAAACCUGGACAGCAGGGAUUCAGCAGAAUCAACAUAUACCACAACACCGCCACGAACACCUUUAGAGUAGUUGGAGUUAAACUACAAGAUCAACAAGUAGUGAUUAAUUAUUCAAUUGUGAAAGGAUUGAAGUACAAUCAAGCAACACCCACCUUUCACCAAUGGCGUGAUGCACGGCAAGUAUACGGCUUGAACUUCGCAAGCAAAGAAGAGGCUACCACAUUCUCCAACGCAAUGCUGUUUGCUCUCAAUAUCAUGAACUCCCAGGAUGGAGGUCCAACUACCCAGCGCCAGGUGCAGAAUGGACCCUCUCCAGAUGAAAUGGAAGUGCAGAGAAGGCAAGUGAUGGAGCAGCAGCAGCAGCAGCAGCAACGCCAGGAGUCUCUGGAAAGAAGAACCUCUACCACAGUUUCCACACUUCAGAUAAAAGUGUGUUCUUCCCCCUCCCACUGCCAGUCUCCUCCUCCCGACUACAGUAACUGCAGCGCACCUACUUCAGCUGGCCCAGCCCCUCCACCACCGUCUUACGCCAGAGCUAUCUCUUCAACAUCUGCUGCCCCCAAGCCCAGUAAUAAAACCUCUUUCAGAUCCUCUGCCAGAGCCAGAGACUCCCCGCAGCUUCACCACAGACAUUCUGCCUCCGAGCUCUUGCCGUCCUCGGGCUCCUCCCCAGUCCUGCCGAGCCACAGGACUGUCACGCAAAGCAUCAAGCAAAUCUCAUUGUCUCCGCCCCCUGCCCCACCUUCCCAUUUUCCAUUGACCCCUCGCCAGCUCGUCAGACGGUCCUCUCUCUCAUACUCGCCUCAGUUGUCUUCUUCUCUGACAGUUACUUCCCCUGUACAGAAGGGUUUUGUCCUGCAGCCACAUAUUCCAGUAGUCCUUCCUGUGAUUCCUGUCCAGAAUGGCAGGAUCAGAGGCUCUACAGGUAUAACGGUCCAAGAAGCUUGUGCAGAUGUACCUCAGAUAGGCCUGAAUGGCCAACCCAAAGGACCUCUAACCACACAAAUUCCUCUAAACUCCUAUAGGACCCAGGUAGAAAGUGCAGAUGGGUCUUUCUUCUCAUACUUAGAAACUGUGCCCAUCUCCCAGCUGCCAGUUAUCCAGGCUCCUUCUCAGUCCUCCCAGACAUCCCCGCACCCUCCACAGCAAUUAUACCAGUCCAUGUCACACUUUGUCUCGUUACCUCCCACUUACGCUGCUGUGUCUGAGGUGAAUAUGUCCAAGAGGACCCCUCCUUACAUGAGUUCAUCAACCAUUUCCCAGUUGAGCCCCAUCCUUCCACCUGGUCAUCCUAGUGCUGCUGCUGCAAUCCCUGCAUCAUCCAGUGGACCGCCGCCUCCGCCACCCCCGCCAGUACCUCCUCCACCAAUGGGGGCUGCCCCGCCUCCCCCACCUCCACUGCCAGCAGGUGGAGCACAAGGUGCUGGCAGUGAUGACGGGUCAACGUCGGGAUUCGCAGCAGCUCUGGCUAGUGCCAAAUUACGGAGAGUACAGCGGCCAGAAGAUGGUUCAGGAGGCUCCAGUCCCUGUGGGGCCUCUAAGAGUGAUGCCAAUCGAACAAGUAGUGGUGGAGGCGGAGGAGGACUAAUGGAAGAAAUGAAUAAAUUACUGGCAAAAAGUCUCUCCAGGAGAAAAGCAGCAUCUCAGUCGGACAAGCCAGCUGACAAAAAGGAAGAGGAAAGCCAAAAUGAAGAUGCUAGCACCUCGCCUUUGCCCGUUACACGAGGUCCCAGCCAGCCACAGAAUUCUUCAGAACCAGGGAAGAAGCCAUGGGAAAGAAGCAAUUCUGUUGAAAAGCCUGUAUCUUCAUUACUCUCUAGAAAUCCGUCAGUGACGAAGAGUCCAGAUGUUAAGAGCCCAGUACAAUCUCAACCACCUUUUAGGAUGAAGCCAGUAAGCAGCAGCAAUGAUGUGGCUAUGGAUGCCUUAGAUUUUGAUCGAAUGAAACAGGAAAUAUUGGAGGAAGUUGUAAGAGAGUUACACAAAGUGAAAGAAGAGAUAAUUGAUGCCAUAAGGCAGGAGUUGAGUAGAAUCAGUACGACAUAAUGACUGCACAGUAUCUGGAAGGUACUAAGGAUGCUAAGAAGACUGGAUCAUUUCUAAAUGUACCAAGGUCAUGCAAGAUGGAGAAAAAAAGAGGACACCUGCACUGUCUUUGUUCUUAAACCCUUUUUAUUAGCAGACUCAGCACACUUUGAAGCUUGCUGCUGCCUUGGAUUUGCUUCAUUUUAAAAGUCUUAAUCUAAAAGAAUAUUCAAUUUUAAAUUUCUGGAUUUUUUAGAUUUCAUCUGACACUGCACAUUGGAUUUGUCAGCCUUUUUUGUAUUUUGUAUUUGCUUAUUUAAAUGUAUUACAUUUCUUUUUAGUAGUAGGUAAGACAACAUGUGAACCAUUUGCUUUUAAUAGAUGACUUCAAAGUAAUUUUAUUAGUAGUCUGCAAUGUAAAUGAAACCCUUUGCCAACAAAAAUGUAUUGUGGCAUCACCAGAAGAAACAGAGACACAUCAAUUGUCAACUGACAAAGUUUUUUGUCUCAGUUAUCACAAUAUUAAACCGGUACGUCAGUGCACCACAGUAUCUGUGUUCAUAUUGGUAAUAAACUGUUUAUCGUCCACACGGCCCUCUGCUGGUUUUAUUAGCCUCUGCAGCUUUGUACUUUUAGUCUCCUGUGUCACUCCAGUAGGUUUUCCCUUGGCACCACUGAACACAACAGUGAAGGUGCCUCUUGACUACCAAAAAAAAAAGUCACAUUUAUUUUUAAUAUAAGGAUCAGACAAGGCACAUCAAUACUGCAUUAGCCUGUCCUUGGAAUACAACUACACCAAGUGCUUCAGGUUCACAGAGCAGGCAGCUUAUAUCUUGUCCCUCUCUGAACACUAGCUCUCAGUGCAACCACUCUAGCAGCUCUGCAGCAGGUCCACAAGGGAGGCUUCAAGACUUGCCAGCCUCGCCUGUCUCCUCACCACUUUCUUACUCUGCCCAGGCACAAGCAGCCAUCUAGAAAUACUGCCUACCGGUCUCCACUCGGAGUCCUUAGUAGCCUUAGCAACUUCAUCUGGUCAGAAUACAGAGAUUGUACAACAGUUUUCGAACUGCACUGCCCUGUUUCAGCCUGCUGCUCCUCUUAGACACCAUAAGUCAGGGAUGGGCAAAAUACGGCCCGCAGGCUGAAUCCAGCCCGUGAGGCCAUUCUAUCUGGCCUGCAGGGCCCCUAAAAAUUUAGAAAAUUAAUAUUUC
This is a messenger RNA of Alligator sinensis (Chinese alligator), 3542 nucleotides long. RefSeq names its product Enah/Vasp-like (gene EVL). Gene Ontology annotation, cellular component: cytoskeleton. Bases 268 to 2352 code for a protein of 694 amino acids. The transcript is spliced from 16 exons. Gene Ontology annotation, biological process: actin polymerization or depolymerization; protein homotetramerization; positive regulation of actin filament polymerization. The record is from RefSeq and is a predicted model, not a curated record. NCBI's taxonomy places the organism in Eukaryota, Metazoa, Chordata, Crocodylia, Alligatoridae. Gene Ontology annotation, molecular function: actin binding; SH3 domain binding; profilin binding.